GGUUUAUCUUGCCCCUCUGCGCAGCGCUGCCUCGCUUCCCUCAUCCGCACCACCACCAUGACAGGCCGCCUUCAGCGAAAGUUCUCCAACGUCGCUGGCAAGCUCUCGCGCAAUGCCAGCAAGAUCUCCCUGAAGCCCGCCCCUUCCUCCGUCUCCCUCAGGUCCUCGUCGACCGCCACCACGAACGGCUCCCCAGGCACCCCAUACAAGACCCCCGCACUCGACUCCAUGGAGGAGGCCGACAAUUGCCUGCUCGACGGCGAGCUGCAGACGGUCGACGACAAGCUCGACAACGGCAAGGUGGGCAAGGUCCGAUCGCGCUGGUCGCUCGCCCUCGAGGCGCGCACCUGGCGCAAGCUCAUGGCGAUAGGCAUGUACAUGCACACUUUCGCCCACCCCCGCCCUCCCGGCCCCUCCUUCACCCGCAAGGCCCGCGCGACCGUCUCCACCACCCCGGGCGACAUCCCCCUCGUCUUCUACACCCCGCCCGGCUACCCGCACACGCCGACGCAGGCCGCCGGCUACCCCGUCAUCGUCAACUUCCACGGCGGCGGCUUCACGAUCGGCUCCGCGACCGACGACUGCCGCUGGGCCGCCUCCUGCGCGCAGCUCGUCAACGCCGUCGUCGUCUCCGUCGAUUACCGCCUCGCGCCCGAGUACCCGUUCCCGACGGGCGUCGAGGACGGCGUGGACGCGAUCUUCUACCUCGUCGAGAACGCGAAGGAGCUGACGAUCGACCCCGCGAACAUUGCCGUCUCCGGAUUCAGCGCGGGCGGGAACAUGGCGUUCACGGUGCCGCUGCGCUGGCAGUACGAGCUGCGCGCGCGGCACGGGCACCCCGCGGACGCGGAGUGCGACGUGGCGCUGCCCGAGGACGCGGCCUCGCGCGGCACGUUCGACGCGCACGGCCGCAUCGCAACGAUCUGCGCGUUUUACCCCUCGCUCGACUUCACGAACACGCGCGAGGAGCGGCGCGCCACCAACACCCGGCCGGACAAGUGCCUUCCCAAGUUCUUCACCGAGCUCUUCGACGCGUCCUACCUGCAGCCGUCGCUCCAGAUCGACCGCCGCAAUCCGUACCUCUCGCCCGGCGUCGCGCCCGACGAGAUGCUGCGCGGCCUCCCGCGCGAGAUCCUGAUGUACACGUGCGAGUGGGACGAGCUGCUGUCGGAGGCGAAGCGGUUCCACGACCGGCUGUGUGCAGCCCCGUUGGAGAAGAAUGUGCACUACCGGAUGGUCGAGGGCGCACCGCACGCGUGGGACAAGAGCGUCAACGGCAACGACCCCGAGCGGGAUCGUAUCUACGAAGAGGCUUGCAGCCAGCUGCGCCGCGUGUUCUACGGUAGCGGGGAGCCGCUGCCAGGCGCGCCGCCUUGCACGAAGAAGGCAGAAGCGGCGCAGGCAAGGAAGGAGAGGCAGGAGAAGGAGCGAGCGCAAAAUGACGAAGCGGCACAACCGCAAUGCCCAGUGGAGCAGCAGCCGCAGGGCGAAGCAACGCACGUGCCUCAAAUCGAGGUGACUCAGCCGCCUCAAGACGAGGCAGCGCAGCCCGCGGCCUAAUAGAUCGACGGCGAAUAGAUCUAAUCAUAUUGUUUGUAGGGGUGCUGGCGCUACAGCCUACAGGACGGACCUCAGCAGAUACGAACUACGGUCGUACCCGAGGGUACGAACCAGUCGUACUUCUUCGUACUUUUACUCUUGUCAUCUCCUUCCAUGUACUCUUAUCGCUCCCACUCGUUCGGGAGCCUCCCUUAUUCCUUCGGCGUACUCUGUCUUUUUCAGGGGCUUUGGUGGUCGUUUCCCGCAUCUGGCUGUAUCCGCUAUCCUCUGCACUCCUAACACACGCAUCAUAUCUAUUGUAUCAAUAAAACUUCUUGUAUUCUAUCAUCACUAUCUGG
Molecule: messenger RNA, 1898 nt
Organism: Schizophyllum commune H4-8
Lineage: Eukaryota; Fungi; Basidiomycota; Agaricomycetes; Agaricales; Schizophyllaceae
Product: alpha/beta-hydrolase
Exons: 1
Coding region: 58-1560 (500 amino acids)
Molecular function (GO): hydrolase activity
Source: RefSeq, a predicted model, not a curated record